AUGGCGACAGAUAUCAAUGGAAUUCUAGCCAACGAAAAGCCGGGGCAGAACGCGUCCACUGGCGGCCAUGGCUUGAGAAACUCUCUCUUCCCUCGCACUCUCUGCAGUCUUGUUGAGGUUUUCACGCCCACAUACUGGGCCACAAGCAGCAUUAUUGGCAGAAAACUUUCAAGGACGGCAUAUCUAGACGGUUUGCGCGGAUUUGCAGCCUUUAUGGUUUACUGGCUGCAUCAUCAGUUAUGGGCGCACGAAGACAGCCAAAUGAACAACGCAUUCGAAAAUGGUUUCGGAUGGAACGGGCACCACUAUUUUGCCGCGCUUCCAGGUGUUCGUAUCUUUUUCUCCGGGGGGCAUUUCGCCGUGACCGUCUUUUUCGUGAUUUCAGGCUAUGUGCUCUCAGUCAAACCACUUUCCCUGAUCCAUGCCGGUGAAUUCGCCAUGUUGGGGGAAAAUGUUGGAUCCGCUCUAUUUCGUCGAUGGCUGCGACUUUUCCUACCGGUUAUUGCCACUACUUUUAUUUUCAUGACUUUGCUUCACCUAUUCGAUGUCAAGACAUCUAUAGUGGAUAAAGCGCCGACAUAUCGUGAAGAGGUUUGGAACUGGUACAAGGAAUUCAACAAUUUUGCCUUCGUGUUUCGAUCCGGCGGUGAGCCAUGGUUUAGCUACAACUUCCACGCGUGGUCGAUUCCUACUGAGUUUCGUGGCUCAAUAUUGAUAUACACUUCCCUCAUGGCAUUCUCCCGCUGUACUCGGAACGCACGACUGCUGUGCCAACUCGGCUUAAUCUCGUACUUUAUCUGGAUUGCAGACGGCUGGUUUUGCGCGCUAUUCUCCUCUGGCAUGCUCCUAUGCGACCUUGAUUUACUUGCCGCGAGUGGCAACUUGCCUCGCUUUUUUUAUGCACUAGAACCUUACAAACAGACUAUUUUUUAUUGCAUGUUCGCCGCUUCCAUCUAUCUCGGUGGUGUACCCAGCCGAGACGCUGAUAUCUCUAAACUGUGUGGUUCAUACGGAUGGAAAUACCUAUCAUAUCUCAAACCACAGGCAAUGUGGGACUACAAAUGGUUCUUUUUGAUUUGGGCCUCAUCCUUCCUUGUCUCUUCUGUGCCGCGAAUCUCCUGGCUCAAGGCCUUUUUCGAGACACACUUCUGCCAGUAUCUCGGUCGUAUCUCGUUUGCCUUCUACCUUGUUCACGGGCCAGUACUCUGGCUCGUGGCCGAUAGGUUGUAUGCUGCAGUUGGGUGGUCACGCGAAUGGCAUCAAGCCAACACACCCGGCUGGGUCAACUGCUUUCCUUUGCCAAAAAGCGGGCCCUUGGGGCUGGAGCCGAGUUUUUUGCUUAUACAUCUAAGUGUGCUACCCAUGACGUUACAUAAAACAAAAAGGCCAGUCAAUGAAAAUCUCGUUCUUCCAAAUGUUGAUAACCAGAUUCAAAAUUCUCCCAGCAUGUUAGUCAGGGGAACAGUCCGGCUUCUCCCUCUAAUUUCUCUGGCAUUGGUCAUCUUCUUUGCGAUUGAGGGGUACAAACGUCAUGCGUUGCUAAAGUCAUGGUCGUUUGGAUACGGCCAAUGGGCCAAAGAGGUAGUGGUUCCAUUGGAGAUCUCAACGGAAGAGAGCCCGUCGCCAGGGCCUUCGCAGAUUUGGAACCAAAAUCCCACUGGCAGCAACGAGGAUGGUCAUAUCGACUUGAGCAAGAUCACUCUGCCACUACCCGAGCAAGAUUCAGGUUUGUCGACCAUUGAUAAGACUCACAACGAAAUAUUUUCUCUCUCGACAUCCUCGGGCCGAUAUUUUCCCAUUUCGUUUGGUGAAUACGAAACCCUUAAUCCAAAUAUUAUCCCUCACCCUUCGUCGGACAGUAAGUGGAUUAUUGUUGCACAACAGAAGACCCAGGAUGACGUACCCGCCUAUUCGAGAAUCAGUGUCCAGCUAGUCUGUGACGCACUAUUCCGUCCAUCAGAUGACGAUUACGACUACAAUAAUCGUGAUAACAACUACUUCAUUAAUGCUGGCGGCAAAAAUGGCAACGAAAAAUCACUAACAUGUGUUACGACACCUAAUAUCCUCCCCAUUGCUGCAACAAACUCUGGAAACCGAUGCCAGGGCCGCUGGGAACCCUUGACUCUUAAUGUCGGUCCCCACGACGCUCGUCUUUUCUACGGGCCACAGAUUCCGUACGUGAUCUAUGGGUCAAAUUCACGAUAUACCUGUUUUGGCCAGUGGAUACAUGAUUUCCGCAUGCUGUUUGACUGGAUCCCGUCCCUCAAAGAGGGGGUUACAGGUAUUGAUGAAAGUGGCGAUGUCUUUCGUACGCCGACGGAACUGUAUCGCCCGGCCCCAUAUGGUGAGGUUGAGAAGAACUGGUUCAUCUUCUGGGACACUAAUGGCGAUGCCUACGUGCAUUAUGACGUAUGGCCGCAACGCUCGUUUGCGAAGGUUGAAAAUCAAAAGAAAAGUCGUCUUCUCGGAGAACGGUUUCCAGAUAAUAGUAUUGUCGGACCAGACCUAGCCAUUCUGUCGAGUACGGCAGAUUCAAGUUGCAUGAACAAAUAUAUGCCGGAGAUACAAGAUUUCAGCAACGAAUUCAUCCACCAAGCGACUAACUCUCUGUCAAUCACUUUGUGCAAACGCUCUGAACUAAUCUGCCAACCUUCUGAUUUUAACACUUUUAUAUUUACAAUUUUUCAGAAGAAGGUUCAUGUUGGGGGAGCUAGGAGCUCUUACGAGCCUUACGCGAUGCUCUUUCGCCGCACUGCUCCAUUUGAGUUGCACGGUAUCUCGACCAAACCAUUUUGGAUCCAUGGCCGAAAAACGCUGCAGCAGGAAGCAGGUGCUCGUGAGAUGGUCGAUGACACCUUGUUCCUUGCAUUUGGAAUCGAUGAUUCUCGGACAGCAGGAAUCGAUGUUCAAGCAGGCGAUCUGUUAAAGGAUAUGGGAAUUUCGAUUGAAAAAAAUUGGAAACAGAUCGGCGAAGAUAUCGGCGUAGACCCAGAUGUGAUUUUGGCGACAUCUCACGGACGCAGAAGUAUUGAUGUCUUCGCAGAGCUUGAUCCUUCCAAGUCUAACUGGGAUUAUAUCUGCCAAAUGGAAGGACAAAUUCCUCACCUGUACGGCCAAUCCGCCAUUGAGAUUCCUGGUGGACGACAGCUUCUUAUCUCACUUGAGGAUAUGAAUAUCCCUCACUGUAUUGUUACAUCCGGGACAAAUGCUCUCGUGACCGGUUGGCUGGAGAUCCUCAAACUACCACGACCUAAUCACCUAGUAGUGGCUGAAGAUGUAUCCAAAGGCAAACCCGACCCUACAUGCUAUUUAAAGGGCCAAUUAAGGCUGUCAGGGAUCAAAGCUGUCAACGAUAAAGAUUUCUUGGUUGUGGAAGAUGCGCCAGCAGGAAUCAGGGCUGGGCGGGCUGCUGGCUUCAAAGUCGUGGCGCUGACCACGACGCACACUGUCGAGCAAGUAAAGAACGCUGGCGCAGACUGGAUAAUAGACGAUCUUCGAGACUUGAAAGUUUUUGAUCGGGACGAAAACAAUAGAGUUAGGAUUGGUUUUGACAAUGUGCGAUUUUGCAAGAAUAAGUCGGAUAUCAUUUGA
Messenger RNA from Talaromyces rugulosus, 3591 nucleotides. RefSeq lists its product as uncharacterized. The transcript is spliced from 6 exons. Gene Ontology annotation, molecular function: sugar-phosphatase activity; acyltransferase activity, transferring groups other than amino-acyl groups; beta-phosphoglucomutase activity. The coding region runs from base 1 to 3591 and encodes 1196 amino acids. Lineage: Eukaryota; Fungi; Ascomycota; Eurotiomycetes; Eurotiales; Trichocomaceae. The record is from RefSeq and is a predicted model, not a curated record.